Molecule: messenger RNA, 2274 nt
Organism: Dioszegia hungarica
Lineage: Eukaryota; Fungi; Basidiomycota; Tremellomycetes; Tremellales; Bulleribasidiaceae
Exons: 3
Coding region: 1-2274 (757 amino acids)
Source: RefSeq, a predicted model, not a curated record
AUGUCUCUCCACCGCGUCAUCGCCCCUCCUCCGCUCGCUCUCGCAGUCCACCCCGCUCCUUCUCCCAAGACCCGAGAGGAGGUCAAGAAGGAGGACGAGAAGCGACGAGCCGACCGAGAAGCUAAGGCCAAAGUCGAGGCUGACGCCAAGGCGGCCCUCGAGGCUGAGAAGAAGGGUGGCGAUGCAGGGGGGAAAGACAAAGCAGGGGACAAGGCUGACAAGGCUGCUCCUCCUGCUUCUCACGACAAGCCCUCGGAGCCCAUCACCGCCACCAAGACCGACCCCGUCGAAGCAGCCAAGCCUGAGAAACCUCUCGUUCCACUCCGCUUGCUUCCUCCUGUCCCUCAUCGUCCUCUCCGAUCCCGUCUCGACCUGAAUCCCAUCCGCCCUUACCCACCCAUCAACACCGACCCUCGUGGUGCAUACACCAAGUACGCCAAGGCGAUCUCGUCCGAGCUGAUCCAUAUCGACCUGACGCGGGACGGGUGGCUCAAUGAGCAGUGGCGCGAGAGGAACGAGAGGGAGGCGCUCGCGCGACUGACAGGGGAGGCUGAGAACCAGCGGCUGCGCGAGGUGGCCAAGGCGAAGCAAGCGAAUGUGGUGCGGAAGGUGCCGGGGACUGCGGAGGGGUUGAUCUUGGAGUUGUGGAACGACUUGGUCGAGGCCGAAUCGCAAGAGAUGUCGGUCGAGUCCUUCUGGGCGAAAUACGACUGGAGCGAUCCAAAAGCCGAGAGACACCUUCAGCUCAUGCCGGCCGAGGAGAAGGCCAAGGCCAAGGCAGCUCAGAUCAGCCGGCUCGAGAAGGAGGCGAAGGUCGAGGAGGAGGCGAGGCUUGCUGCGAGGGCUAUCAGGGAGAAGGAGAAGGAAGAAGAGAAGCGCAAAAAGGAUGCUGCCGAGGCCGAGCAGGCGGGAGACAAAGAAGGGGCGGACAAGGGUGAGGAGAAGGAGAAGGACAACCAGGCGAAGGUCAAGGUUGACGCCGAGAAGAAGUCAGAGGAGGUCAAGGUACCGGCCGCGCCAGUGACGGUGGCUGUAAAGGAUGAGAAGAAGGGGUUGAAGAAGGAGAAACAGACCGACGAGAAGAAGGAGGAGGUACCUGUGGAGCCGACGUACCAGUACCCGCUCGAGACAGAGUGGACUCGGGAGGGAGUAGAGGAGGUCCUCGCCACCAUCGGCGUCCAGUGCGCUUUCAAUACUGAGAAACCUCUGCCCCGUCACUGGUCUACACCCGAUCGCGGCUACCUACUCCUCUCGCACGGUCACUUCCUUCUCCGCAUCGAAGCCGACAUUGAGUUCAAGCCGGACGGCACCACCGACAAGUUCGAAGCUCUCGUCACCAGCGCCAACGAUCGGGUGUUUGGGAAGAUGGUGCUCGCACAGGCGGCGGCGGAGCGUAAGAAGAAGGAGAAGGAGUAUAGGGAUCGGAAAGAGAGGGAGCAUCGGGAGCGUAAAGACAAGGAGCGCAAAGAAAAGGGUGACAAGGAGGGGAAUGACGCAGCCGAGGAAGCAAAGCAGGCCAAGGACGGGGACGAGAAGAUCAGGGGGAAGGACGGAGGCAAGCCUGACAGAGCUCACGAUACCGCCGCACAUCCCCACCGCGCACACAAGGACAAGGAUGCGGCCGUCCCCGGUACCCAUGGCGCUCAGAUCGUUCAUCAUACAGGCGACAAGGCGGACGUCGCCAUCGUGGCUGUACCGGUCAAGGAGAAGGUGGGGCUCGGUCUGGACGAGAAGCACGAGGAGGAGGCGGAGCUAGUCGGCCCGAAAGUCGAGGAUCUCGUCGCCGCGCAGAAGAAGAAGGAUGCGGAUGCGCAAGCCGACAAGGAGAAGCACGACAAAAAGGCCGACGACGACAAGGCCAAGAAAGCAGCCGCUGCUGCAGCCGAAGCCAAGCGUGCCCAGCGACACAAGGAGGCCGCAUUCGACCCCGUCCGCGACGCCGACCUGAUCGUCAAGAUGCUCGGUCCCGAAGCUGCCAACAUCCCACUCGCGGACCUCAAGGCUGCUUUUGCCGCGAUGGAAGAGGCGGCGGUCGAGCAAAAGGCGCGGGCUCACAUGGAGAAGAAGGAAGGGCCAAUGAUCUGGGUGUGGCAUGAGAAGUGCGAGCGGUGGAGGUGGCGCAACUUUGCGGCGGGGUGCGCAGUGAUUGAGCCGGGAGGAUGGGAGGAGCGGGAUUGGAAGGUGUUUGCGGAUGACAGAGGAAUGGAGGUGCACCACAGCGAGAUGGAGUGGGCGGAGGUGAUCGAGGCGGACAUCCAUGAUUGGUCGUGCUAG